CCUGAGCUCCAUGAGGGGCAACUGGCCCCUGCUGCUGGCGGGCCUCGCCGGCGCCAGCGCGCUCUCGUGGGGUCCCUUCCGGAGCCCGGUGGCCUCCAAGCCGGGCGCCGCAGCCUCGCCGGCGGUGCUGCGCACGCCGGCCGAUGCAACGUCGCGCAGCGGCAUCUCCUCGGUCCGCGCGGUGGCGGAGCCGCUGUCGACUGCGGCCACGUACCAGGCCGACCUCGAGGAGCGAAUGAACUCGUACAUUCGCGAGCGGGGCGGUGACACGCUCAUCCGCCGCGUGCUGAUUGCCAACAACGGCAUGGCGGCAACAAAGACCAUCAUGUCGAUCCGCAAGUGGGCCUACAAGACGUUUGGCGACGAGAACGCGAUCGAGUUCAUCGUGAUGGCCUCGGCGGAGGACCUCGCCGCCAACGCCGAGUUUAUCCGCCGCGCCAACGAGUUUGUCGAGGUCCCCGCGGGCUCCAACGCAAACAACUACGCCAACGUCCAGCUCAUCGUCGACCUCUGCGUCUCGCAAAACGUC
Molecule: messenger RNA, 529 nt
Organism: Emiliania huxleyi CCMP1516
Lineage: Eukaryota; Haptophyta; Isochrysidales; Noelaerhabdaceae
Product: acetyl-CoA carboxylase
Exons: 4
Molecular function (GO): acetyl-CoA carboxylase activity
Source: RefSeq, a predicted model, not a curated record